Pelobates fuscus (common spadefoot toad) is the source of this 3141-nucleotide messenger RNA. RefSeq names its product protein phosphatase 1 regulatory subunit 7 (gene PPP1R7). The transcript has 10 exons. The coding region runs from base 42 to 1085 and encodes 347 amino acids. NCBI's taxonomy places the organism in Eukaryota, Metazoa, Chordata, Amphibia, Anura, Pelobatidae. The record is from RefSeq and is a predicted model, not a curated record. Gene Ontology annotation, molecular function: protein binding.
UAUUUUUUUUUGCUUCCGGACUCUGUAGGAUCAAGAAAACAAUGGCGGAUGAAGUAAGCGAGGUGGACGUGCAAGACAUGGACGUUGACAGGAGAAGGGAAUCAGAUGAGUCAGCUGAUGAGGAAAUAAAGGAGAAACAAGAUAUUCCUGAUGGAGGAGAGAAGAAUGGAGAGGAAAUCUCGGGAGAUUUGGAAACCCCAGUGGACAUUGAAACCAUCAACUUGGAUCCAGAAGCUGAGGAUAUUGACUUGAACCAUUUACGGAUAGGGAAGAUUCAAGGCUUUGAGGUGCUGAGGAAGGUUAAGACCCUGUGCCUGCGUCAAAACCUAAUAAAGUUGAUUGAAAAUUUGGAACUGUUGACAACAUUGACAGAAUUGGACCUAUAUGACAAUCAGAUCCGUAAAAUCCAAAAUCUGGAUACCCUGAGCCAGCUUGAAAUUCUGGACUUGUCAUUUAAUCUCCUGAGGCGUAUUGACGGUUUGGACACUCUGACUCAGCUUCGUCGCCUGUAUCUGGUGAAUAAUAAGAUCACCCGCAUGGAGAACCUUGUCUACCUAACCCAGCUCCGUUUGUUGGAAUUGGGUUCUAACCGUCUGCGGGUGAUUGAAAAUAUAGAAUCUCUACGCGAUCUUGACAGUUUAUUUCUUGGCAAAAACAAGAUUACCAAACUCCAGAACUUGGAAACUCUGACUAACCUCACAGUAUUGAGUGUGCAGAGUAACCGAUUGACGAAAAUCGAGGGCCUGAAUUCUCUAGUGAACCUGCGUGAGUUGUACCUGAGUGAUAAUGGCAUCCAGGUCCUGGAGGGGCUGGACAAUAAUAAUAAACUGACAACACUGGAUGUGGCUUCCAACAGAAUUAAAAGAAUUGAAAAUAUCAGGCACUUAACAGAACUCCAGGAAUUUUGGAUGAAUGAUAACUUGGUGGAGAACUGGGGUGAUUUAGAAGAGCUGAGUGGAGCACUAGCACUGCAGACCGUAUAUCUGGAAAGGAACCCUCUGCAGAAAGAUGCCCAGUACAGACGUAAAAUCAUGCUGGCCUUGCCAUCUGUUCGCCAGAUUGAUGCAACCUUUGUGCGCUUCUGAGUUGGUCUCUUGAGUUCCUCUUUACUGCUUACUGUAGCUGCUCAGUACCAGUUCCAAAUGUAUGCAUAAGACUUACAGACCUUCUUGUAUUUCAUUGCCAUCUGCUAUUUUGUUGUAUUUAUACUCCUCUAAUCGAGCACUACACUUCCUUGCAUGAUCCACAUGCCAUCUCUAUACUCCCUCAAUCAGUAGUAAGAUGCUGGUACUGGCAUUCCUUUCUCAUAACAUACCCAUGUGCUUCUCUAGGCAGAGGAGAUGUAAUACAUAAAGACACUCAGCUUCCCUACUAUCUAAAACCAUUAGAAUAUGGCCAGUGAUGAUGAGGCAUCUUAUGUUAUGGAGUACCUCAUUGCAGUAAUGCUUAAAUUGACAUUGAGCUGUUGUUUCCAUAAAACCUUAGCUGAAUGAACUUUUAUUGUUUUUAUCACUUGAUAACCUCCCAUGUCUUGUACACACCAGAACCUGUAAUAUUUUAUGUUGGUCUAAAGCAUUCUCAACGCAUGUUUGAAAAAGGAAAAAAAAAUGAAACCAUGGCUCUUAUAUCCCAUCAUUGCUUCAUAAACCUAGAUGAUGGAGAGUUUGUGUAAAUGCUGUUUAGAAGCUGAAAUGCUGCCUUGCGUCAUUUGAUAAACAUGUUUCUUUUCCACAGGGGCCCAUGCUGGGCAACACCUUUCCAGGUCCCAAACACAUUCAUAAAUGGCCUCCAGUAUACUUGGUCUUUUCCUACCUGUGCUUCAUGUCAGAUGUAGUCCAACAACUGCUGCAAGUCUGUUGUUUCCUAGUUAUGUGUGUUUGUGUGUCUUGAUGAUCACUAAGCUAAAUCUCUCCUUCUGAGAUUUAGCCUAUGUUACACUGCAUAGAAAAAGUACCUCCUGACUUUCUGUAAAGCAGAAACGUUUAAACCAAUACACUUACUGUAUCCUCAGCAGGACUUUUAAUUCUCCAAGUGCUUAUCGUGAGAGAAGCUGUUGUCUGAUAAGCAUGGAGCUUCUUCUCUCAGUAUGAUAAACCUAGUAAGGAACCUUAGCACAGUAAUAGUUGAAUCCAAUAUAAGGUUGAGUUGGAUUAGGGUAGUACAGGUUUCGUCUGACGAUGCAACAUGAGAUUAACAUUCCAACAAAGCUGCUCUGUUGUAUUCCUCUACUGCUGCAUAAAAAAAAACUAACUUCUUCUAGUGUGCCUUCCCAAAUUUGUACAAUUACAAUUGGCUUUAAUCGGUUGCAGUUCCUUUACUUCCAUUGUACUGCCAGAGCCUCCUAAAAUGUAAAAUUAUCCACCUCUAUCUUGCGCCAAGAAUGCCUUAACUAAAUACUGAAUAUUUUAAUCUAGCACCAUCAGACCUCCAAAAUAUUUAAGCACAGGAAAUAAAAUAUACACACAAUCUCUCUGGUCACAGACUGUUGCAUUUCUAAUACAUUAUUUUAAUGCCUCACUUUUCACUUAUUUAUUUAUCCUCUGCUAGUAAGUAGUGAAAUGUAACUAGCUUGUUCUAUUUUUUAUAUUUUAUUUUUUGACAUUUUUAACAAACAAACAACGGAUCAAAUAUUUAAUAUGGACAGGUGCAAAUGCCUGUACCCAAUGUUGAGUAAAAUGAACAUUUCCUAACAUAUCCUUGGUAGUUUUCACUUUUAUGAAUCUAGCUUUGUGUUGCGCAGUCUGUAGCUCUCUGGAUUUUGGUAAACUACAAAUCCCAACAUGCUCUACCCGAACACCAUGGAGAACCACAAUUUGUACCUCUACUAAGCUAUCACACUGGUUCAAAUACUGUUAACUUUUGCUUACAAAACCAAAUGUCAUCUCUUCCAUCACAAACUUUAUGUAUUUAUUAGUCAACCCUAAAAUUCUUUGCAAAUGAAAUUUGAAGUAUUAAUGUAUUAUUCUUAUACAGUUAAAAUGUUGUAGGGGUUUUUGUUUGAUGUUCAACAAAUGCAAGCAGGGGAAAACUAUAACUUCUAAAAGAAUAUUUGUUGGUUUUCUGUUUUUGUUUUUCCCCCCUCUCUUUGUUUAAACCAUUACAUAUAUGAAAUGUGUAACAUUAAAGUGCAUCAAGUUUGAA